UAGGCGCUUUUAUAGACUGCAGUUAAAACUGCGCAGUGCUGUGUGUGUUAACGUUUGUCCCAGGCUUGUUACGUUUCAGUCCAUCGCCGAGAACUAGAAUCUACAAAAUGGACGGCUCUACAAAGACCUACGUUGUUGGUGUUGCAAUAGUAACGCUGGUGUGUCUGGUCGGACUUGGAGAGAGUGGGGAGUGCUGCAAAGCCCACUACAAUAUCAUUGGACAGGAAGUAUCCAGUGAUCAAAAAUGGUGUGACAACUAUUGCUGCUUCAACUUGGCCCAGUAUGACUGCUGUGAUGACAUCCGUCAACAAGCACCUGAAGGCAUGAGGAUGGGAAUGUGUAUGGCCUGGAUCACGGCACAUUGGUACAUUCCAUUUCUGGUUGUCCUUGCCAUAGUAGGAGGAAUCAUCACUUGCUGUGUGUGUUGUUGCUGUGCUUGUUGUCGUAACAGAACCAGUGGAACAGUCAUGCUACCACCAUCACAAGGUAUGCUGGUUGUGACCCAACAACAGCCAACACAGUUUGCAAAUGACCAGGCCAGUCCUCCGGCUAACCAAUUCAAUGCUGGUUAUGACCAGGUCAGUCGUCCAGCUAACUCAUUCAAUACUGGUUAUGACCAGGUCAGUCGUCCAGCUAACUCAUUCAAUACUGGUUAUGACCAGUAAAGAUCUGGAGCUGACCAUGCAACCACACUGUACUUGUAAAAUCUUAGACAGGAAUUAUUAUCUCAAUCACGUUCUAUUGAAAUCUUAAGACACUGGAAUUAUCAUCUUAAUCAUACAGUAAAAUCGUGGUGUAGGAAUUAUCAUCUUAAUCACAUACUAGUAAAAUCGUGGUGUAGGAAUUAUCAUCUUAAUCACAUACUAGUAAAAUCGUGGUGUAGGAAUUAUCAUCUUAAUCACAUACUAGUAAAAUCGUGGUGUAGGAAUUAUCAUCUUAAUCACAUAUACUAGUAAAAUCUUCAGACAAGAAUUGUCAUUUCAUGGCAAGGUAAAUUAAAAUCUAAAUGGAUUUCUAAUCUUAUAAAUUGACACAUUUUCUGAUGACAUUGAUGAAAAUUGAACCCAGUAAAUUAAAGACUUUAUGGAGUUUAGAUCUGUAAGAUCUGUAAAAUAUAGUGCAUACAAAAUGUACAUUUUCAUCAUUGCAAUGUCUGUCAAUCGCUACAUGUUUUGUAUAUUGUUUGAAGGUACUGAUGUUUGAAAGAAUCUCUGUCUACUUUAUUAAUUUUACUGUAUCAUCAACUUAGAAUUGUCAUCAAUUACAGGUUUAGUUACAUUUUUUGAUUUUAAUAUUGAUUUUGUGAGAUGUUGCGUAUGUUCAACAAGUAGUUACCCAUUUGAUGACAAUACAAUGUGUUAUGUACAAGAUAUAUCAUUUAUUUUGAUGUUUUGACAAUCUUCAUGCAGUGUAAAUGGCAACAAAUUUAUUUUGAUGUAUUGAUAAUCUUUAUACUGUGUAGAUAAUGACAAAUUCUGACAAGUUUGAUGCCUUCUUUCUCCCAAAACACUCAAACAUGCAGUAAUGAAAACUGAUUAUAUGUAUCAUUAAUGAUAGGUACAUUGUUUGUAUAUGCAACAUAUUGGGACAUGUACUUUGUAUAUGCAUUAUACAAUUAUGUGACAUAUAAGGAUAUGUACAUUGUAAAUGUAACAUAUAGGGAUAUGUACAUUGUAAAUGUAACAUAUAGGGACAUGUACAUUGUAUAUCACAUAUAGGGACAUGUACAUUGUAUCUACAUUAUGUAUUGAACACAAAGUGAUAUGUACAUUGUAUAUGUAACAUAUAGAGACAUGUACAUUGUAUAUGUAACAUAUAGGGACAUGUACAUUGUAUAUGUAACAUACUGUAUAGAGACAUGUACAUUGUAUCUACAUUAUGUAUUGAACACAAAGUGAUAUGUACAUUGUAUAUGUAACAUAUAGAGACAUGUACAUUGUAUAUGUAACAUAUAGAGACAUGUACAUUGUAUAUGUAGCAUAUAGGGACAUGUACAUUG
This is a messenger RNA of Pecten maximus, 1999 nucleotides long. RefSeq lists its product as uncharacterized. NCBI's taxonomy places the organism in Eukaryota, Metazoa, Mollusca, Bivalvia, Pectinida, Pectinidae. The transcript has 4 exons. The record is from RefSeq and is a predicted model, not a curated record. Bases 108 to 665 code for a protein of 185 amino acids.